AUGGAGUCCAACGCCUCUCGUCCGACCUUAAUUGUCGAGCAUCGACCUUCAACUACGACCUCUGAGGCGGCCGGACAUCAUCAUUCUUCCACACAUUCUCUCCGUACGGAAACCAUCUCCACUUCAUCCUCUCACAAUUCCUUGUGGAAGUCUGCGAAUGAAAAGCUUUUUCAUGUGUAUUUGACGCUGAAAACUACAGGAGCACGAAGAAGCGGAUUCGAUCGUUUCCUAUUUGGUCUUGUAUUCAUCUAUUACUUGUAUUUGAAUGUCUUGAUGCCAACUCUUUCCUCUCAUCCUCCCUAUCGUUACGAAGUACAAGAUCAUACGAGUAUGAACACCUCUCCGUAUGGAGUGUACGGAGGUUGGGUGUUUCGAGUAUUGAAUUAUCCCAUCACCUUCUCCUUGGAUUCCAUAUCGAGUGAGGCUGUCGUUGCAUUGAGUUGUUGCUCUGUAGGUUUGGUCUCUGUGUUUUUCAUCACUCUCAUGAUGGAAUUCAAAGUGUUGAAAGGAAAAACUCUGGAUCGUUUGCGCCAAUUCAAUACUUACUUUGGUCUGCUCAUUGCCUUAAUAACACCCAUCUCGAUUUUCGUAAUGAGUACUUUUGUGGAUUCUAAUCCCAAUCAUUUAGUCUAUUCAGAAAAGGAUGGAGUUCUGCGACCCACACUUUCUCGAAUACCUUCUUUGUUUUAUUUGGAGGAAGAUUCCAUGGUGUUUUUCAUCCUUUCCUUCUUUUCCAUGAUUUUCAUGAUGAUGGGCUGUUUUGUUGCAUUCAUAUUAAUGCCAUUGAGUAAUACGAGUAGUAAGAUUCCCUUUAUUGUCAUGGAUAACAUUCCGAUUGCGUUGAAUUGUGUUUCCAUUGCUUUUGAAAUGAUGAUCAAAUUUCUCAUUCCUCCCACACAUCUGUAUGUGAGAGGAGUUAUUCAUUCGAUUGGAGCCCUCGCACAGCUUGUUCUCUUUUUUUACUCACUUCCUUUCUUUAAACGAUUGGAAAAUUCAAUCUUUAUUGGAGCUCUUGCGGGAAGACUUGGCUCUUCGAUUGGAAUGAUCAUUAGUGGAUGUGUUUUUAACUUGGAUUCUUCAUCAUUGAUAUUUAAUAACGAUUUGGGACUUGCCAUGAUGGGUCUCACUUUGGGACUCUUGAUUCUUUUCUUUAUACUUGGUAUUGCUGCAUGUGAAAUUUAUACAUUGAUUUUUGUGUGUCGACCAGUGAGGAGAAUCUUGGAGACAACAGGUGUGAAUUUCGAUGAUCUCUCUCGUUCUCAUGAUUCAGACAUAAUGUCUCAAAUAGUAGGAGAUGAAAACGACUCCAUUCGCGCAUUGAGUCUUUUCCUUCAAUUUUCUGUGAGGCAUGAGAGUGAUUACAGGAUUACUUGCUCCUUUGUGAAAAGUGCUUGUCAUCAACGAUUAUUUGCAUCUCCAUUACUACUAUUGAUGGCAAGUCAUGUCAUUUCGCACGAAUGGAAUACAGAUUUGAACAGUUAUGCAUUGGCCUCCUCUUUACUGAAACGAGCCCAAAAGAAUUGUGGAAAUAUUUGGAAACGAACAAUCAUCCAAGAAAUGCUCAGAGAAAUUGAAACACAGAGUGCAAGUUACAAGACGCAUGGACUCAAUAGUGUUGAAGUGAAAAACAUGAUUCUUGACUUGGAACAAAAACAAGAGGAGCUAGUGACAGUUCAUCGAAUGUUUUUUAAGGAAUUCAUGAGUGACUUUCCAAACAUUCCAAAAAUUGAACAAAUCAACAGUCGAGGAAGUGAAUUGGCAAGAUAUUGUGACAAGAUGUUUUAUCAUUUGGUGACAAAUUUUAGACAAAACAAGACAAUUCUAAGACUUUAUGCAGGAUACCUUGAAAAUUUUAAAUUUGAUAAGGAACAAGCAGCAGCUCUCUAUGAAGAGGCGAGUCAAUUGGAAGAGGAAGAAUCAAAGAAUAGGUAUUUUAAAAAAGUUAGAAGUUUUUCUAACAACAAAGUAAUGCCCAUUUCAGUCAGCACAGUUUCUCAUGCAAAUCAUAACAACAUUCCUAGCAGUGCCAAUACAGGCGUGGAGUUUCAAAACAAUCUGGAAAAAACCUCCUUCAUGGAUAACGAAAAUGUCGAAAAGGAAAAUUUUGAUGGAGUUGAGAAUGAACAAGUGGAUAAGAAACAAGUCUUCUUUAGAAAUACCAUCAACACUCCCUAUCAAUCAUCAUUAAGGAAUUAUAGUUUUUUGGUCGUUGCGGCUUUUUCUCUCGCCUUGUUGAUUGUCGCUCUUGUGCUUUGCUUGAUUUUUGGUGCCAAAGUUACUGAAAUUCCACUUGCAUUGGACUCUUGUUUACCAGGAGCGACUCCAUCCUCUCUGAUUCGUGAAGUCAGAAUGAGACAUAUAAUGACAGAGCUAUUUGAAAAUCAGAAAUGGCCAAUACCAAAGAACACCACAAGGGAAGGUUUUGCCUAUGAAAAGUUUUUGGGCCUACUCUCAACAUCGAUUCCAACAAUUUAA
Messenger RNA from Naegleria fowleri, 2475 nucleotides. RefSeq lists its product as uncharacterized. Bases 1 to 2475 code for a protein of 824 amino acids. The transcript has 2 exons. The record is from RefSeq and is a predicted model, not a curated record. Lineage: Eukaryota; Heterolobosea; Eutetramitea; Acrasida; Naegleriidae.